This is a messenger RNA of Thermothielavioides terrestris NRRL 8126, 1944 nucleotides long. RefSeq lists its product as uncharacterized. Bases 1 to 1944 code for a protein of 647 amino acids. The record is from RefSeq and is a predicted model, not a curated record. Lineage: Eukaryota; Fungi; Ascomycota; Sordariomycetes; Sordariales; Chaetomiaceae. The transcript has 4 exons.
AUGUCGAUCUUUGCGUGGUGCAGCCGGCGCGCCGGUGGCCUAGCCAUGCUGGCAACUAUUGGCCUCUCGUACUGGGUCAUCUCGAGCGAGCUCCAGGCGCAACGGCAUGGCUACAAAUAUGCCUCAGACGACAGUCUUAGUGCGCCGCAUUACGACCCGAGUCGAUGGGGCAGCUGGGUCACGAUAUUCUCGUACUACUGUCUGCUCAUCCACUUUCUCGUCUUCAUCUUUCCGCUUCGCUCCUGCUGGGCCGUCUUCACCAUCACCCGAAAUCUGCGAAAGGCUGCGCGCACCAGGGCCCUGAAAGAUCUCAAGUUCAACCACCGCCGCCGUGGCUCGUCGACCUCGCUCUCCAGCUCUGAAACGUUGACCUCGUCGCGGGACAUCAGUUCUACCUCGAGCAGCGAAGCCGGCGACCUUGACCCCGAGGCCUACACCGACGGCGACAUUGCCCCCGACCGCGUCAUUCACGCAAUUGUCAUCCCAAACUACAAGGAGGAGAACGACACGUUGAGGGAGACCCUCGAGGUUCUGGCCUCGCACCCGCAGGCGCGCAACACCUACGAUGUCUACCUUGCGAUGGAGCAGAGAGAGCGCAAUGCGGAGACCAAGGCCGCCCGGCUCACCAAUGAGUUCUCCAAGAAGUUCCGGUCGAUCGACUUCACGGUACACCCGUCCGACAUCCCGGGUGAGCUGGCUGGCAAAGGUAGCAACAUGGCGUGGGCUGCACGGAAGCUGAGCGAGAAGUACAGCCUUGCGCAGCGCAAAGACGUGAUUGUCACGGGCAUCGAUGCCGACAGCCACCUUUCGUCCAAUUAUUUUGCCCUGGUGACGACCAUGCAUAUGGCCUAUCCCGAUAGCGCUUCCACGACCUUGUACUCGGCCCCCAUCAUUUUCGACCGCAACGCCCACAAUGUCCCCGCUAUCGUCCGGGUCGCCGACGUCUUGUGGUCUGCCGCCGGCAUGUCUGGGCUGUACAAGGGUUCCUGGAUCGCGCCCCCAACCUCGGUCUACUCUGUCCCUCUGGAGCUUGUUGAUCGUGUCGGCGGCUGGGACUGCGACUCGGAGGCCAUUGGCGAGGAUUUGCACAUGUACCUCAAGUGCUUCUUCGCGCUCAACGGCAACUUGACUGUCCGGACGGUUCUGAGUCCGGUCAGCCAGACGAACGUCACGGGCGGCGGUCGCGGCAAAGGCAUUCGUGGCAUGGUUGCCGACGUGCGCGCUCGGUACAAGCAGGCGCUCCGGCACAUGUGGGGUGCCUUGGAUACCGGAUAUGCUCUGAGGAAGGUCGUCGAGGUCUGGAGGGAGAGGAAACACACCGCGAGGGCCUUCCGUCCUCUGCACAUGUCCACGAACGACGUCUCCGAGACCUAUGUUCCGCAGUCGCAGAUUGACAGUGUGGAUGCCGAAGCGACUCCCGAGAGCGGCAUCUUCUCCGAUGUUGUGACCGACACACUGAAGGAACCCGACUGGCAGCGCAUCUUCAUCCUGUUUCACCGCCUGUUCGAGGCGCACUUCCUCCCCGUCCAGAUGACCAUCCUUGUCGUUGCGUCGACCCUUUACGUGUGGAUCACCGAGGGCAAUUCCGACCCGCACGGCGUUUCCUGGAUCUUCAGCCUUUGCAAUGUCCUUCGGACCGCCGGUUUCAUGGAGGUUGCGCUUUACCUCUUCCUUUACGAGGACUUCCACAAGAUCUGCGUCGAAUCGCGCGAAAUCGAGAUGGGCGAUGCUGGCCUGUUGAAGGGCAUGCACUUCUCGCGGAGACAAGUCAAGACGAACCUGAUCGACUACAUCAUGGUCCCGCUGGUCGCGCCGAUUUUUGGGUCGAUCCCGUGCGCCCAGGCUCAAAUAUGCCAUUUCUGGACUUUGGACCUGGUAUACACGGUAAGCAAGAAAGUCACGCGGGAGAGAGCGAAGUCCGUGACAGCGGAUGCUUUGGUAUAA